AUGGGUGCCCGGCUCAAUCUCCCCAUGAAGGCCGCGAUGACAAACGCCGAGCGACUGAUAAGGACGGUAGCCUCGUUUUCAACGACAGCAGGACUGUUGGCUGGCGAUGGGUGCCCGGCUCAAUCUCCCCAUGAAGGCCGCAAUGACAAACGCCGAGCGACUGAUAAGGACCAUAGCCUCGUUUUCAACGACAGCAGGACUGUUGGCUGGCGAUGGGUGCCCCGUCCGAUGGAGGUGGGUCAUCGAGAAGGACCACGGAGACGACACUUCUACCCUUGCGGCUUGAGACUUGGGGCCAGCUUUCUUUUAAUCGGAGACAACAAUUUUGACAUGAAGCGAUCAAAGCCCCAACAACAUAUGAUUCGGAAGGUCGCCCCUUGGCCGCCAACCCCCAAAUCAACCGCCAUCGUCUGUCCUGCUCAUACACAUUGUGAUCGUUCAAAUCGGCGCUGGUCAGCAUUCAACAGUUGUUUAAGGGCCUCCUUCGCUCCGACAAACUUGGGGCGCUCUGACGAACUUCAGGCUGCCGGGAUGCUACUGGUGCUUAUAGCUUCUCAGCAUGCUCGCACACUAGCACUGCAUCAUCAGCAGGACUCUAACUCCUGCGAGGACUCCACUCAUUUGCUUCCCCUUCGCGAGUACUCCCCUUCUUUGCUUUCCCCCUCCACCAAUCUCAACACCAGAGCUGACUCGUCCUCUGUCUGUACCAUCCCCAGUGAAGACCCGGCCGUUUGUGUCCAUCAGGACCUCCAAACCCAAGUUGCUCAACAUGUCUCCAUCCCCCCAGCACAAAGAAAGCACCCGCCAAUUGCUGCAAUGGCCCGCCAGCGAACCAUGUAG
Puccinia triticina is the source of this 840-nucleotide messenger RNA. RefSeq lists its product as uncharacterized. The coding region runs from base 1 to 840 and encodes 279 amino acids. Lineage: Eukaryota; Fungi; Basidiomycota; Pucciniomycetes; Pucciniales; Pucciniaceae. The record is from RefSeq and is a predicted model, not a curated record. The transcript is spliced from 2 exons.